AUGAAGUCUAAGGCUCAAGGAGAAAAAAACCCAAUUAAACCCAACCACCCAACCCAGGAGGAAACCCUGAAUCUUCAGAAUCAAACCGAGAAAUCGGCAGGGAGCAUGUCGUCCAAGUAUAGGAACCUAAAAAGUACGACCUGUAGUAAUAACCCGAGAAGAAUACAGAAUGACACCUCUAGACGAGAGCCUGGAGGGUAA
Molecule: messenger RNA, 201 nt
Organism: Plasmodium inui San Antonio 1
Lineage: Eukaryota; Apicomplexa; Aconoidasida; Haemosporida; Plasmodiidae
Exons: 2
Coding region: 1-201 (66 amino acids)
Source: RefSeq, a predicted model, not a curated record